Messenger RNA from Poeciliopsis prolifica (blackstripe livebearer), 936 nucleotides. RefSeq names its product olfactory receptor 52N2-like. The transcript has a single exon. Lineage: Eukaryota; Metazoa; Chordata; Actinopteri; Cyprinodontiformes; Poeciliidae. The coding region runs from base 1 to 936 and encodes 311 amino acids. The record is from RefSeq and is a predicted model, not a curated record. Gene Ontology annotation, biological process: G protein-coupled receptor signaling pathway. Gene Ontology annotation, cellular component: membrane. Gene Ontology annotation, molecular function: olfactory receptor activity; G protein-coupled receptor activity.
AUGAUGGAACCACUGAAGGAAAACAUUUCCUUGCACAACUACUUCAUCUUCAGUGGCUUCAGUGAGCUUGGAGCUCUGAAAUCCUUCAUUUCUAUCCCCUUCCUGAUUCUGUUCUUUGUGUCUUUGUUUGCCAACUCUCUGCUGAUCUAUGUGGUCAUUUCACAGAGGAGCCUCCACUCUCCGAUGUACAUCCUCAUCGCCGCCUUGUCAUUUGUUGAUAUGUGCCUGCCACUGAUUCUCAUCCCCAACCUGUUGCUGAACGUCUUGUUCAACGUGAGCGGGAUCUCUCUGACCGGCUGCCUGGUUCAGAUGUUUAUGAUUCACAUGUUAGGAGCUUGUCAGUCGGCUCUUCUGGUCUGGAUGGCGUUGGACCGAUACUUUGCCAUCUGCAGGCCCCUUUCCUACCGUCAUCACAUGUCUUUACCCAGAUUCCUCAGGUUUAUCAUCCCUGUUCUCAUCAGGGAUGUGAUCAUGGUGUCGGCGGUUGUGCUUCUGGCAGGUAAAGUGUUGUACUGCUUCAGGAAUGUGAUAAACCACUGUGUCUGUGAACACAUGGCCUUGGUGGAGUUGGGCUGUGGCAGCACAGCCAUCAACAGUCUGGUUGGGUUAUUAGGAGUCUUUGUGAUCACUGUUGUUGAUUUCUUGUGCAUCGCCGCUUCAUAUAUAAUCAUAUUCCACUCUGUGCUGCGUUCAGGUAAAUUCAGUGCUAAAGCUCUGCACACCUGCAUCACUCACAUCAUCAUCAUGAUCAUCAGUUUGUCCUUUGUGCUCACGGCUUUCUUGGCGUAUCGGAUGAACAGUCUCCCAAACGCUGGUCGUGUUUUUGUCAGCAUCAUGUACAUGUUCCUUCCCAGCUGUAUAAACCCGAUCAUCUAUGGAGUCAGAACCACUGAGAUUCGACAAAACAUCCUCAAAGUUCUGUCUUCUAAUCGCUAG